This is a messenger RNA of Pneumocystis carinii B80, 255 nucleotides long. RefSeq lists its product as hypothetical. The record is from RefSeq and is a predicted model, not a curated record. NCBI's taxonomy places the organism in Eukaryota, Fungi, Ascomycota, Pneumocystomycetes, Pneumocystales, Pneumocystaceae. The coding region runs from base 1 to 255 and encodes 84 amino acids. The transcript has 3 exons.
AUGAGGUUGGAGUUGAAGUUGGAGCUGGAGUUGGAGUUAUAUUUUAAGAGUUAUAUAUUAAAGAAAGAGUUAUAUAGUUGGAGCUACACUGUUGGUGCUACACAGUUGGAACUACAUAGGUGGAGCUUAGAGUGGAGCUUAGGGUGGAGCUUGUUUGUGCUUAGGGUUAGGGUUAAGGUUGAAGUUGAGUUGAAGUUGAAAUUGAUGCCAAUGCCGACUCCUACGCCGACGCUGACGUUGUAUAAGUGUUGUUGA